ACUGGUGUUCUUAGCAAUUAUCCCAGGCGAUCAGGCGUUCUUUCGGUGAGAGCGCGGCGCGAACGUAGGAGUACGUGCGCAGAAGAGAAAGGACGCUCUCCUCCCUAGAUAGGCAUUUAGUAACAGGUGGAGGGUAUAUUUUCUCAUCAUUCUUAAACGCGCGCAUGGAAUCAAGUUUUAUUUAAUUAAAUAAUAAUGACAUCACAACGCUAUAAUUCGAUGAGAAAAUCACUGAAAAAGAAGGCACUCAUUUGUCACAUCCCUUUCUUUUUCUUACUAAAAAAUCUUGGGAAAAUGCAGUGUAUGGGGACAAACUACGAGGGUUGCAGCCUCAAUGGAAGAAUGGAUGAUCCAGAAGCUAUUUACAAGUUUCCUAAUCACUUUGGAAGUGAAUAUCAUGGCGGAAUAGUCGACGGAAUGUUUCAUGGCGAAGGAAAAUUAAAGUUUCGUGAAGGAGUACAUUUUACUGGAAAAUUCGAAAAGGGCAGGGUAGUCGAGGGUUUCUUCGAGUUUCAGGAUGAUGUGCGAUUUGAAAUCGAAAAUUGGGCUUACUGCGACGGUGACAAUAACAGAGUUUUCAAGUCUGAGCUGGAGAAUGGAUUGAAACCGGCAGGUCGUUCCCAGCUUACCAAUAUGGAUCCGCCCCAAACCAUACCUAAAGGAAUGUAUGACUGUGGAGACGGAUUUUAUGACCCUGUGGUACGCACGGUGAUAAACUACGACUCUGUUUUCUUACGCAACACGGAUGAAAAAGAGCAUCAGUGGAUUGUAAACCGGUGCAGGAAGGCCUGGGACGAGCCAGUCGGCACUAGAAAGCUCCACUAGGUUAAGCAACUGAUCUCUGUUGUGGCAUAUAUUGGAUAAUUUUGAUACAAUCAAAUAAAAAAUGUUCAACCGUGAA
Molecule: messenger RNA, 901 nt
Organism: Pocillopora damicornis (cauliflower coral)
Lineage: Eukaryota; Metazoa; Cnidaria; Anthozoa; Scleractinia; Pocilloporidae
Product: MORN repeat-containing protein 5
Source: RefSeq, a predicted model, not a curated record